AGACUAAAUUAAAAUUUAAAUGAAGCAUAGAAAUGUGUUGUUUUUUUUUCAGUUGCUUUAAAAGCAGUGAUCAAGAUGCUGACACAUGCCUUGGAACAAUAACUACUAUCAAAUAUAAAAAAGCUACAAAAUUAUUAAAAUCAAACUGUGGAAACGAGACAUGCACCAUAUGUUUAGAAGAUUUUUUAAAUAACGAAAAGAUAUAUAUUGCUCCUUGUAACCACGGCUACCAUAAGGAGUGUUUAGCAAAUUGGUUAAGUGUCAAAAGCAACUGUCCUAUGUGCCAAGGAAAAUUGAAAAGUGAAUUUUAUGAAGAACACACACCAUUACUCAGAAGCUUCAGUAUUAACGUGUAACUCCUCUCAAUAGCAUAUGCAAAAUGUGUGCUGGCUCAAUGUCAACGCUCACUUUAUUGCUGUUUUCCUUUUCGCAAAUUGUACUGCUUAUUUCUUUAAUAUUGAAUAGUUGGAAGCCAUUUCUUCAUAUGAACAAUCAUGGUAAAACCAUAACAUUAGAUGAAUUAUCGUCAGCUGUGACAUGUUUCGGAAUGAGCAAAUCUACUCGACAAUGCAAGUUUACAAACUUGUGUUACAACACUUUGCGUGACGAAUACUUGUUUUUGCAUGGUGCUAACAGCUCAAUGUUUGGUGUUCCAACACCACGAAAUGAUCCUGCGCUUGUAGAUUUAUCAGGUGUUGAUGAUCACAAUGCAAAGUAUUUUUCAUACACUGAUGUUCCUUCUUCUUAUUUAUUUAACAAGAAAUAUUUAUUUGUUGAAGGAAAUAGUAUUAUCUUUCACCGGUUUAAUCCCGAAAAUUUAAUGCAUGUUUUUCACGAUGAUCUAAUGACUAUUUUUUAUACUAAGUCUCUUUUCUAUCCACAUUCUGAAGUUAAUUUGGUUAUGACUGAUAGACGUGACGAGGGGCCAUACUUUGAUUUAUACAAACUUUACUCAAACUCAAUUUAUACAUCAAUCAAUUUUACCGAUACCGAUUUUGUAUGCUUUCAAAGCGCUUUGGUAGGUCUAUCAAAACAGUUGACCUGGUAUCAAUAUGGAUUCAAAAUACCACAAGGGCCAUUAAACAACACUCAUUACCCAAAAAACGAUUUGUUGUAUUUUAAAAAUGAUUUUCUUACAAGAAUGAAUUUGUCAGAUAUCCCAGAUACUAAAUGUAUUUUGUUAUUGUCCCGUACGACCAGCAGAAAAAUUUUAAAUGAAGCGCAACUGUUGUUUAAGUUAUCGACAUUUUUCAGACUACCAAUUUAUUCUGUUAGCCUCGAAACAGAUGCAUUAAAUAACAUUAUAUCUCUAAUAUUAAGAGCAUCAUUAGUAAUAAGCAUGCAUGGUGCUCAAUUAAUUUUAGGGAUCUUCAUGAAGCCCGGAGCUGUUUUAGCUGAAUUAUUUCCAUACGCUGUGCCUCCAGAAAAUUAUACUCCUUAUAAAACAUUAGCAGAUUUGAUUUCAGUGCGGUACGUAGCUUGGAAAAAUAAUAAUCCUGUUAACAAUUAUCCACAUGAAGAAAGAGAACCACAGCUGGGUGGACUAAGGCAUCUACCUAAAGAGCUACAACUUCUUAUAAAAAAUACAACUACUGUGCCUCCUCAUUUAUGCUGUAGUGAUUCUUAUUGGUUAUAUCGGAUUUAUCAAGACACUGUAAUUGAUGUAGAUGAUUUAUUACAGCAUUUGAAACAGUUUAAUCUUUUAAAUCAAAAUGAUCAUGAGUGUCUUUCAAAUCACACAAGUUUAUUUUGUGCAAUUUAUCCUUCAGAAGUAACUAACAUAACAUGUAGAAGAGACAGCGAUCGUAUUGAAAUUUUUUGGGAUAUCCCUUGGAAUAUGAUUACUUUUGGAGAGACUAGGAUUUUGUAUGAAGUAUUUAUUAAAGACUCAUUUAACUCUAUUGUUAAAUUUUUGACUAAAGAAACUUUCCUGGUAUACACUAUAUCAACCGAAUCAUUAGAUUAUUCUAUAUUUAUUCGAUCUAUUUUUUAUAAAAAUUACGGAAGUUUUUCAUUUACAGGACUAAAAUGCUGAUUUUAAAAAAGUA
Messenger RNA from Hydra vulgaris (swiftwater hydra), 2048 nucleotides. Its product is annotated as protein O-linked-mannose beta-1,4-N-acetylglucosaminyltransferase 2. The record is from RefSeq and is a predicted model, not a curated record. Gene Ontology annotation, cellular component: endoplasmic reticulum. Gene Ontology annotation, biological process: protein O-linked glycosylation via mannose. Gene Ontology annotation, molecular function: protein O-acetylglucosaminyltransferase activity. Lineage: Eukaryota; Metazoa; Cnidaria; Hydrozoa; Anthoathecata; Hydridae.